Rana temporaria (common frog) is the source of this 1319-nucleotide messenger RNA. Its product is annotated as proteinase-activated receptor 1-like. The record is from RefSeq and is a predicted model, not a curated record. NCBI's taxonomy places the organism in Eukaryota, Metazoa, Chordata, Amphibia, Anura, Ranidae. The coding region runs from base 183 to 1073 and encodes 296 amino acids. The transcript is spliced from 2 exons. Gene Ontology annotation, biological process: positive regulation of Rho protein signal transduction; thrombin-activated receptor signaling pathway; blood coagulation. Gene Ontology annotation, cellular component: membrane. Gene Ontology annotation, molecular function: thrombin-activated receptor activity.
AUCCAACAUCCGACUUCAACACAAAUAUUACCGCCGAAUGGACACCAGAUUUAUACGACACACUUUACCCAUAUUAUGGAACAAAUUCAGAAAGCAUUUUAUCCAUCGUAAAUUGGAGGAACACUAAGUUUAUCCCAUCCAUCUAUACUGUUGUGUUCCUCGUGGGACUUCCUCUCAAUAUCAUGGCGAUCGUCAUAUUCCUGGUGAAGAUGAAGGUCAGGAAGCCGGCAGUGGUCUACAUGCUCAACCUCGCCACUGCAGAUGUCCUCUUUGUUAGCAUCCUGCCAUUUCUCAUCAUUUACCGAUUUUCUGGAAAUAACUGGCUGAUCGGAGAAGGAAUGUGCCGCUUCGUCAUGGCAGCAUUUUACUGUAACAUGUACUGCUCCAUCCUGUUCAUGACCAGUAUCAGCGUUGACCGGUUCAUAGCGGUAACCUACGCGGUUAGGUCCCUGUCCUGGCGCACAGUAAACCGAGCCUGGUUGGUCUGUGGUGUCAUCUGGGCAAUCUCAUUGGCCAGCACUGUGCCUCUACUUCUAGGAGAACAAACUAUAUUUAUUUAUGAGCUAAAUAUCACAACUUGUUACGACGUGCAGUAUAGUGACGAUUUACGAGGGUUCUACUUUUACUAUUUUACCACUCUUUUAUCUUUGUUAUUUUUCUUACCCUUAACCAUUACAACAUUCUGUUACAUCAGAACCAUCCACAGCCUUGGUACAAUAAAGAUGAAUAAUAUGCGCAGGAGAUUACGAGCCAUCUACUUGACCGUAAUUGUCCUUUCUGUGUUUAUCCUUUGUUUUGGCCCCACCAACGUCCUCCAUUUCUCUUAUUAUCUUCAGAUGUAUUAUUAUGAUGAUGACUCCCUGUAUGAGGCCUACACCCUUUCUUCCACUAUCUGCAGCAUCAGCUGUUGUCUGGAUCCUCUUAUCUAUUAUCUGGCUUCCUCCGAGUGUCAAAGAUACGUCUACAGCUUUCUGGGUUGGAAGAAAGAUUCGCGUCCACCAAGAAGACAACGCUUAGCCCUAACAGACAAUGAGGAAAACACGGAGGUGACCUUUCGGGAAGAGACUUGCUGAAACUCCCAAGCAAAAGUGAUGGGCUGUAGGCCACAAUGAUCCAAUCCAAUUUUAACUGGAUACAAAUCACACAGAGAUCAAUUUUGAUUGGUUGCUUUAGGUUAUUGUACUUUGUGUUUUGCUUUUUGUCCUAUGCAGUGAACUUUUGCAAAGCCUUUAAAAAAUUAUAUGAACUAUUUCAGUGCUUUGGAAUUUAUUGUUAACUAGUAUAUACAGGGUGGGCCAUUUAUAUGGAUACACCUUAAU